This is a messenger RNA of Fusarium redolens, 3493 nucleotides long. RefSeq names its product Spt5 C-terminal nonapeptide repeat binding Spt4-domain-containing protein. The transcript is spliced from 3 exons. NCBI's taxonomy places the organism in Eukaryota, Fungi, Ascomycota, Sordariomycetes, Hypocreales, Nectriaceae. The record is from RefSeq and is a predicted model, not a curated record. Gene Ontology annotation, cellular component: DSIF complex. Gene Ontology annotation, molecular function: protein binding; mRNA binding. Gene Ontology annotation, biological process: regulation of transcription by RNA polymerase II; transcription elongation by RNA polymerase II; regulation of DNA-templated transcription elongation. Bases 169 to 3312 code for a protein of 1047 amino acids.
CCUCUCUUUAUUUAUCUUUGUCAUCCAUCAAGCGCCUUUUAUUCUUCUUGUCUCGCAUCGACGGCAUUUAAUACUUUCUUAAUCUUUCAAACUCCAGCGACCAAUCUCUCACCAAUCGCUCACCAAUCAUCGCAGACACGCUUCGUGUCGCGCGGCUCACUCGCCACCAUGUCCUCCCACGAUCCUUCGCGCUUUGACGAUUCUGAAGAUGAAGAAGAUUUCAACCCAGCGCCCGCCGAUAUUUCCGAUGAAGAGCAAGAUGGCGACGACAAGAAGAUAAAGCGCGGAAGCAGCCCUGCGCCUCGCGAUGAUGACGAUGACGAGGAUGAGCGACCAUCAAAGUCGCGACACGCCGAUGACGACGAUGAGGAGGAAGAAGAGGAAGAGGAAGAUAAUCCAAAGCGUCGCGAUGAUGACGACGAUGAUGAAGAAGAUGAGGAAGAUGACGAGGACGAGGACGAUGUCCAGCAGGGCCAUCGCAGAAAACGCAGAAAGGAACGAGGAGCAGCUUUCUUCGAUAUUGAAGCCGAAGUCGACGAUGAAGACGAAGCCGAAGAUGACGAGAUGCUGGGUGAAGAGAUAGGCGACUUUAUCACAAACGAUCAUCCGGACGAUAUGGCUGAAACCGGUAUCGAUGAUGACCGACGACAUCGUGAGCUCGAUCGCCGUCGCGAGAUAGAUUCCAGCAUGGACGCCGAGAAGCAGGCAGAGAUCUUGCGACAGCGAUACGGCAAUCGACGUUCUGGCAAGGGCUUCAGAGAUGCAUCGGUUGUUCCCAAACGACUGCUCCUCCCUAGUGUGGACGAUCCUAGCAUUUGGGCCGUACGAUGUAAAGAAGGCAAGGAGCGAGAAGUCGUUUUCUCGAUUAUGAAGCGCAUCGAAGAGAGGGCUGGCACUAAGGAUGAACUGGCCAUCACUGCUGCGUUUGAACGUGGAGGCCCUGACUCUGUCAUGAAGGGAUUUGUCUACGUUGAAGCCCGACGUCAAACCGACAUUUUGAAGGGAUUGGACAGUAUGCUGAAUGUGUAUCCUCAUUCCAAGAUGAUCUUGGUCGAUAUCAAGGAUAUGCCUGAGCUGUUCCGCGUUUCCAAAACACCAACUCUGGAGCCUGGUGCCUGGGUUCGUCUCCGAAGACCUAUGAAGCACAAUGGCGAUCUUGCUCAGGUCAUUGAUGUUACUGAAAACGGUCUGGAGGCUCGUGUCCGUUUCAUUCCCAGAUUGGACUAUGGUAUGCGAGACGAUGCCUUCUCUUCAGUCACCGCCGAUGGAAAGCGAAAGCGACCUUUCGGUAUGGCUGGUCCUAAGCCACCGCAGAGGCUUUUUAGCGAGGUUGAGGCCCGAAAGCGCCAUCCUCGACACAUCCAGGGAAACCCUACUGCUGGUACAUGGACCUACAUGGGUGACGAGUUCGAGAAUGGUUUCCAGGUCAAGGAUAUCAAGAUUCAGCAACUUAUUACUACUGAUGUCAAUCCCUCACUAGAGGAAGUCACUCGAUUCGCCUCAGGUGCUGAGGAUGGAACUGAAAACCUUGAUCUUAAGGCUCUGGCCCACAGUCUAAAGGACAGCAACGCUCUAGCUACGUACCUCCCUGGCGAUAUUGUCGAGGUGUACACUGGCGAGCAGAAGGGUGUUGUCGGAAAGGCUAUGCGAGUUCAUUCCGAUGUCGUCUCGAUCACUGUCACUGAAGGUGAUCUUGUUGGUCAAGAGAUCGAUGUUCCCAUCAGAUCUCUUCGCAAGCGCUUCAAGAUCGGUGAUCACGUCAAGGUCAUUGGUGGCAGCAAGUUCCGCGACGAGGUCGGAAUGGUUGUCAACAUCAAGGACGAUCAGGUUACUCUUCUGACAGAUCAGACCAAUUCUGAAGUCACUGUGUUCAGCAAGGAUUUGCGUGAAGCUAGUGAUAUCGGUGGCCAAGGAUCACUGGGACAGUAUUCUCUUCACGAUUUGGUGCAACUUGAUCCUACGACAGUGGGAUGUGUUGUCAAGGUUGAUCGCGAGUCGCUUGUUGUUCUUGACCAAUUUGGAGAUACUCGCCAGGUUAUGCCGUCACAGAUUGCCAACAAGCUUCCAAAGCGAAAGACGGCUGUAGCGGCCGACCGAAGUGGCUCUGAGAUUAGGCUUGAAGAUGUCGUCAAGGAGUACACAGGGCAACAACGACAGGGCAAGAUUAUUCACAUCCAUCGCUCAUAUGUGUUCCUACACACCAAUGACAGCAAGGAGAAUGCUGGUGUCUUUGUCACCAAGGCUAGCAUGGUCAACACCGUUGCAGCCAAGGGAGGUCGUGUGGCUGCUGCAUCUGCUGGUCCUGACCUGACAGCGAUGAACCCAGCACUCAAGCUUCACAAGAACGGGACCGAAAACAAGCCCGUACAACAACCCAGAUCAUUUGGCCGAGAUAAGGCAAUUGAACAGACUGUUAUUAUCAGGAAGGGAGCCUACAAAGGUCUUUUGGGUAUUGUCAAGGAUACAACAGACACCCACGCCCGGGUUGAGCUUCAUACGAAGAGCAAGACUAUUACGGUGCCCAAGGAUAGUUUGAGCUUCAAGAACAAGUUGACUGGAGCUACAAUUGACAUCGCUAGCCGAGGAGGCCGUGGUGGAUAUGGUGGUGGUGCUGGACGAGGUGGUGGUGAUCGUGUGCCAGGAUGGCAGGGUGGUUCUCGCACACCUAUGGCGGGUAGUAGCUCAGAAAGAGUGCCUGCUUGGGGAUCACGAACACCUGCAGCAGCAAGUGGACGCACACCCGCUUGGAAGGCCCCAGACAUGUCCGGAGCCCGAACUCCCGCGUGGGCCGAUGGUUCACGAACUGUCAACCCUUACGACGGCAACCGUACUGCUUAUGGUUCUGGUGGACGUACACCUGCCUGGCAGGCCGGUGGAAGAACCCCUGCCCCUGGAGAUGCUUUCGGUGCUGGCUCACGUACACCUGCAUAUGGCGGUGGUGGUGACAGUUGGGGUUCAGGGUCCAAGACUCCUGCUUGGGGAGUAUCUGCGCCAACCCCUGGAGCUAGUGGAAACGACUCAUGGGGAGGUUCAGGCGCUUACGACGCCCCUACACCCGGUGUUGCUCUCGGUGCCCCAACUCCUGGUGCAUUGAGCGCUCCUACACCUGGUGCUUACUCCGCACCGACUCCCGCGGCCAUCAGCGCACCUACGCCGGGAGCCUCUUGGCAAGGCGGAUGGGGAGCAGACUCGGCUCCUACUCCUGCGGCUGGUGCUCCUACGCCCGGUUAUUAUAGUGCUCCUACGCCUGCAGCAUAUGCUCCUCCAGAGACGCCUGCCGCCACUGGUCCUCGAUACACCGAUGACGAUUGAUUGGGAGGGUAUAGUAAGAUCAUAAGGCAUGGACAGGCUGUAAAUGGGUUUGCAAAAGGCGUUUUGGAAGAUUAAAUAUUGUAUAAUCAAAAACUAUAGCAGAAAGCUGGUUAACAUUGAGGAUUUAAAGUGAGAUUAGAACUAUGAGUGAGCACGAACUGAAUUGACUGUCAAUAUGAGG